This is a messenger RNA of Microcebus murinus (gray mouse lemur), 1659 nucleotides long. The record is from RefSeq and is a predicted model, not a curated record. Lineage: Eukaryota; Metazoa; Chordata; Mammalia; Primates; Cheirogaleidae.
CGCGCGCGUGCGCGGCGCGGGCUGGGGAGGACGGUGCGUCACUUCCUGUUGCUUUAGGGGAACGUGGCUUUCCCCGCAGCGCCCGUUUUUCCAUCUGCGUCCCUACUGCAGCGGCCUGAGGUGGAGUCGGAUCCCGAGCGCAGCUUCGCCAUGGAGUCGGCCCUCAGCGACCCGCACAACGGCAGCGCCGGGGCACGCAGCCCGCCCAACGGCACGACGCGGCCGCCCUCCACGCCCGAGGGCAUCGCGCUGGCCUACGGCAGCCUCCUGCUCAUGGCGCUGCUGCCCAUCUUCUUCGGCGCCCUGCGCUCGGUGCGCUGCGCCCGCGGCAAGAAUGCUUCGGACAUGCCCGAAACAAUCACCAGCCGGGAUGCUGCCCGCUUCCCCAUCAUUGCCAGCUGCACGCUCUUGGGGCUGUACCUCUUUUUCAAAAUAUUCUCCCAGGAGUACAUCAACCUCUUGCUGUCCAUGUAUUUCUUCGUGCUGGGAAUCCUGGCCCUCUCCCACACCAUCAGCCCCUUCAUGAGUAAGUUUUUUCCAGCCAGCUUUCCAAAUCGGCAGUACCAGCUGCUCUUCACCCAGGGCUCUGGGGAGAGCAAGGAAGAGAUCAUCAAUUACGAGUUUGACACCAAGGACCUGGUGUGCCUGGGCUUGAGCACCAUCGUUGGUGUCUGGUACCUGCUGAGGAAGCACUGGAUUGCCAACAACCUUUUUGGCCUGGCCUUCUCACUUAACGGGGUAGAGCUCCUGCACCUGAACAAUGUCAGCACUGGCUGCAUCCUGCUGGGUGGACUCUUCAUCUAUGAUGUCUUCUGGGUAUUUGGCACCAAUGUGAUGGUGACAGUGGCCAAGUCCUUUGAGGCACCAAUAAAAUUGGUGUUUCCCCAGGAUCUGCUGGAGAAGGGCCUUGAAGCAGACAACUUUGCCAUGCUGGGACUCGGGGAUAUCGUCAUUCCAGGGAUCUUCAUUGCCUUGCUGCUGCGUUUUGACAUCAGCUUGAAGAAGAAUACCCACACCUACUUCUACACCAGCUUUGCAGCCUACAUCUUCGGCCUGGGCCUUACCAUCUUCAUCAUGCAUAUCUUCAAGCAUGCCCAGCCUGCCCUCCUGUACCUGGUCCCUGCCUGCGUCGGUUUUCCCGUCCUGGUGGCGCUGGCCAAGGGAGAAGUGACAGAGAUGUUCAGCUACGAGUCCUCGGCGGAAAUCCUGCCUCAUACCCCGAGGCUCACCCACUUCCCCACAGUCUCGGGCUCCCCCGCCAGCCUGGCCGACUCCAUGCAGCAGAAGCUAGCCGGCCCUCGCCGCCGGCGCCCGCUGAAUCCCAGCACCAUGUAAUGCCCGGCGGGUGCCCACCUGCCCGCUCCCCCUUCUGCCCUGGGCCCAAGGUAGGGCAGACACCGCAGCUCCGUGCGCAGGGCAGGGAGCACUGCCAGGGCAGGCACGGGAGGCAGCUCCUGCACAGCCACCAGCAUGCCUGCCCCCAGCCACGGGGCCGGGGAGCUGGGCACCCCAGAGGCCCAGUGCCCUCACCAAUAAGGUGGGGCUCACAGGAGCGCGCAGAUGUAAACGGCCCUUGUCCUACCGUAGUAGACCCUGUUACUAUUCACUGCAUAUAUGUGUAUGUGUGUGUAUAUAUAUAACCUUGGGCAAGUCACUUUC